AUGGCCUCCCUCACAGUGGUUUUUGCUCCGGUUGCAACCGGUAGAGCAAGUAGCCGGGUGUACGCGGCAACCGCGGCCAAGGGAGGAAGCAAAGAGGAGAAGGGUCUGCUUGAUUGGAUUCUUGGAGGGCUAGCAAAGGAGGACCAGCUGCUUGAGACUGAUCCAAUCCUCAAGAAGGUUGAGGAUAAGAAUGGUGCCACUAAUGGUGGCCGCAAGGGCACAGUGGAGAUACCGCAGAAGAAGAAGGGCGGGUUUGGAGGCCUCUUUGUCAAGAACGACUGA
Molecule: messenger RNA, 282 nt
Organism: Prunus armeniaca (apricot)
Lineage: Eukaryota; Viridiplantae; Streptophyta; Magnoliopsida; Rosales; Rosaceae
Source: the annotation of a GenBank genome assembly